UUAUUUUCCCGCUCAUUUUCAAAGAAAACCCCUUUCAUGGACUAGGGUUCCCACUUCUCUCUACAGAAGAUGAGUGUGAAUCCCCCAAAAUUCGCAUCAAAAUGAGUGCUCCAAUGGAGAUCUCUCUUCUUAACGCCACCGACGCGCCGGACCAAAAAACCACUGACCCCUCGGAUAAAAAAUGCGACGACACCUCCGAGCCGAUCAGCGACGUCUCUGAGACCGCCGCGGCUCCCUUUUCUGUACUCGCUGAAGAUAAAGUUAUCGUCUCAGUUGAAGUCUGCCUGAAGCCCUCGAGUACAGCUCGCAUUCAAGAUGUCCGGUCAGCUGUCGAGAGAAUGCUCGAGAAGAGGAGUUUAAGUUAUGUUGAUGGUCCAAUUCCAGUGCCCCUGGAAGAUUCAUUUCUGGUAGAAAAUGUACAAAGGAUCUGCAUCUGUGACACCGAUGAGUGGUUGGAGAACCAUGAUAUUCUUCUAUUCUGGCAAGUCAAACCUGCUGUACAUGUUUUUCAGCUUAGCGAGGAAGGACCAUGCGAAGAACUUAGCGGGGACGGGCAACUUUCUACAUUUAAUGAGUGGAUUCUUCCUGCCCAAGAAUUUGAUGGCAUGUGGGAGAGCUUGAUAUAUGAAUCCAGUCUCAAGCAGAGGUUGUUGCGGUAUGCAGCAAGUGCUUUGCUCUUUAGUGAAAAGGGUGUUGACCCUUUCCUUAUAUCAUGGAACCGUAUCAUUCUUCUACAUGGACCUCCUGGGACUGGGAAAACAUCUUUAUGCAAGGCGUUAGCCCAAAAACUAUCCAUACGUUUCAGCUCCAGAUACCCGCAGUGCCAACUGGUUGAAGUUAAUGCACAUUCUUUGUUCAGCAAAUGGUUUUCUGAAAGUGGCAAGUUGGUAGCAAAACUGUUCCAAAAAAUUCAAGACAUGGUGGAGGAAGAAAAUAAUCUGGUAUUUGUUUUAAUUGAUGAAGUUGAAAGCCUAGCUGCUGCUAGAAAGGCUGCUUUGUCUGGUUCUGAGCCUUCAGACUCUCUCCGGGUUGUGAAUGCUCUUCUAACCCAGAUGGACAAAUUGAAAUCCUCACCCAAUGUAAUUAUUCUUACAACAUCCAAUAUUACUGCUGCUAUUGAUAUAGCUUUUGUUGAUCGAGCUGAUAUCAAAGCAUACGUUGGACCUCCAACUCUUCAAGCACGCUAUGAAAUACUAAGGUCCUGCUUGCAGGAGCUGUUAAGAACUGGAAUCGUAGCAAAUUUUCAGGAUGGCAAUCAAGCCAUACUUCCAAACUAUGCUAGCUUGAAAGAGAAGUUGAAUAUGCCAACAACACUGGACUCUGAAACCCCACUGUAUCUGUCGAAACAAUUGCUUGAAGCCGCAGAAGCAUGUGAGGGGAUGAGUGGGAGAUCUUUGAGAAAGCUUCCGUUCUUAGCACAUGCGGCUCUUGCCAACCCUUGGAAUUGUGACCCUGGCAGAUUCUUGUCCACAAUGAUCAAUACUGCUAAGAGGGAGCAUUCUGAGCUACCAGACUACAAUCAACACGUGGGUUUUACUGGAUGAUCAUCGAUAAAAUAUUUAUCUUUGGCAUAUGAAGUUCCUUCCGGCCCCAUAUAUUCAAGAUAUUGGUGAGUUAUAUAAUAGUAAUAGUACAGAGAAAGCUUAGAUUAUGGCAUAGCUUCCCCAGCAUUAGUUACUCAAACCUAGUUCUUUAUAACAACCCUUCCAACUUGUACUCCUACCUAGUACUUGUAAUGAAUAUGUUAGCAGAUGUUCAUAUCCAUUGCAGUUAUCACCCAUUAGUUUUGUAAAGACCACAAAUGCACGACAACAUUAUGCUUUUGAUAAUUAUAGUGGGGAAAUGAGGUUUAACUGAUUGUAAGGAAUGGAGAGAAUUGAAUAUUAUGCUUCUGAUAGUCAAGAGCAACAUAGAACAGGGACUGGAGUCUGUACCUCUUACGAAGGCAUA
Diospyros lotus (date-plum) is the source of this 1950-nucleotide messenger RNA. Its product is annotated as pachytene checkpoint protein 2 homolog. Gene Ontology annotation, biological process: reciprocal meiotic recombination; meiotic recombination checkpoint signaling. The transcript has 14 exons. Gene Ontology annotation, cellular component: nucleus; chromosome. The coding region runs from base 102 to 1544 and encodes 480 amino acids. The record is from RefSeq and is a predicted model, not a curated record. Gene Ontology annotation, molecular function: ATP binding; ATP hydrolysis activity. Lineage: Eukaryota; Viridiplantae; Streptophyta; Magnoliopsida; Ericales; Ebenaceae.